GUAUUUUUGCGUUGUGAUUUUCUGGUAUAUAAGGGAGAUCGUUUAACUUGUGAACACUGAAGACAGUCGUCAUGAAGUUCCUGAUCUUGGCAUUCUUUGUUGCUGGUGCCUACGGGUGUGGGCUGCCCACUUUCCCUCCUGUGGUGACCAGGGUGGUCGGAGGCGAUGACGUGAGGCAGAACAGCUGGCCCUGGCAGGUGUCUCUCCAGUACAAGGGCAGCAACGGUAACUUCUACCACACCUGCGGUGGCACUCUGAUCUCCUCCAACUGGGUCCUCACUGCUGCUCACUGCAUUGGCAGUCGCACCUAUAGAGUCUACCUGGGCAAGCACAACCUGGAGGUCAGCAAUGAGCCAGGUUCCGUGGCUAUCAGCCCUUCUAAGAUCAUUGUCCAUCCUCAGUGGGAUUCCUACAGAAUCCGCAAUGACAUUGCCCUGAUCAAGCUGGCUAGCCCUGUUUCCUUCAGUAGCUCCGUCAUGCCUGCCUGUCUUCCUGACUCUGGCCAUGUCUUGUCCCACAAUGCCCCUUGCUAUGUCACUGGUUGGGGACGUCUCUGGACCGGUGGCCCCCUGGCUGAUGUCCUCCAGCAGGCUCUCUUGCCCGUGGUCAGCCAUUCCGUCUGCAGCCAGCCCGACUGGUGGGGCAGCCUGGUCACCAACAGCAUGAUCUGUACCGGAGGCGAUGGUCAGCUGGCCAGCUGCAACGGUGACUCUGGCGGACCCCUGAACUGCCAGAGCCCCGAUGGAUCCUGGGAGGUUCACGGUGUGGUCAGCUUCGGCUCCAGCAUGGGCUGCAACUACCCCAAGAAGCCCUCUGUCUUCACCCGUGUCAGCGCCUACACUUCCUGGAUGAGCAGUGUGAUGGCCAGCAACUAAAGUGUGGUCAAGAUCAUGAGUUUGGUGAUUAAUUAGUGGAAAUAAUAACAAUAAAAUGACGUAAACUGA
This is a messenger RNA of Anguilla rostrata (American eel), 944 nucleotides long. It is a transcript of the gene ela2, whose product is annotated as elastase 2. Bases 72 to 875 code for a protein of 267 amino acids. Gene Ontology annotation, molecular function: serine-type endopeptidase activity. The transcript is spliced from 8 exons. Gene Ontology annotation, biological process: proteolysis. Lineage: Eukaryota; Metazoa; Chordata; Actinopteri; Anguilliformes; Anguillidae. The record is from RefSeq and is a predicted model, not a curated record.